Molecule: messenger RNA, 726 nt
Organism: Colletes gigas
Lineage: Eukaryota; Metazoa; Arthropoda; Insecta; Hymenoptera; Colletidae
Exons: 2
Coding region: 1-726 (241 amino acids)
Source: RefSeq, a predicted model, not a curated record
AUGAGAUUACUAAGUGGUUUAUUAUUUAGGGGCCGUAUAUUAUAUACAGAUAGUUAUUAUACAAGUGUUCCUUUGGCUGAAGAACUGUUACAGAAAAAUACAUUUAUUUGUGGUACUGUAACAGUAAACAAAAAAUUUCUUUCCCCGCAGGCAAAACAGAAACAAAAACGUGGUGGAAUUAUUAGUUUCGAAAAUCGUAGUGGUGUAAAAUUUAAAAAAUGGACUGAUAAAAGACCAGUUUGUAUGUUAACUACCUCAAAGAAUCACCGGUGUAAAUUAGUGCAAGGAAGAAAUGGCAAAGUAAAGCCAGAUGAUGUGUUUGACUAUAAUAUUGCAAAAAAAGGCGUUGAUUUAUCAGAUCAAAUAUCAGGGUAUUAUAGUUGUUUACGAAAAACCAUUAAAUGGUACCGAAAAGUGUUAAUACAAUUAAUAUGCGGAACUUCCAUCGUGAAUGCUUGGGAAAAUAUUAUUAAUCAUCUUUUGUAUAAUGGAGAAAUGGCAAAUGAAAAUAAAAUACCGUCAUAUAAACAUGCUCUUCAAUCAUAUGAGGGAUCUGCAAGAGAGUCCCGUAAACGAUGCAAAGAAUGUUAUAAAAAAAUAUAUAAGAAAAAGGGCAGAGAUUAUGCCAUUAAAAAAACUACAAGAGUUAAGACGUUUUGCAGGCAAUGCAAAGGUCAACCAACACUUUGCUUAAAAUGUUUUAACAAAUUACACAACAAACGAUAA